Molecule: messenger RNA, 4321 nt
Organism: Ooceraea biroi (clonal raider ant)
Lineage: Eukaryota; Metazoa; Arthropoda; Insecta; Hymenoptera; Formicidae
Product: probable serine/threonine-protein kinase kinX
Source: RefSeq, a predicted model, not a curated record
AUUCAAAUUCGCGGUAACACGUGGCCCGAUAACCCUUCCAUCGCAUUUUAUCUGUGUGCCGGUUCCUGCUCGCCGGUGAUAUCCAAUUGUUGCACCGCGUAAUCGAGUUUGCGAGGAUGCCGCGCUCCAGGCGAAACUCGGACGACGAUUCGGAGUCCACAAUAGAUUGUCUUCGAUUUCCUGCUCCACAAACAGUAAACUCUCCUACGUUACGUCGUAGUAGCAGGAUAAGGCAGAAGACGCCUUCAGUCUCUCCUGAUAGCGAUGCCAUGGAUAUUGGGAUACCUGCCAAGAGAAUAACCAGGAGUACAGCUGCUACAGCUUCCAAGAACGCAACACCAACCAAGAUAAAUUCUCAAGCAAGUAAGCGCUUUGUACGAGCUGGGUCUGAGACAAAAUCAUCGCCAGCAGUCAGAAGCACACGUAGAACUACUAGAUCUAGUUCUGUCGAACCGAAAUCCUUGGCCGACCAACCGAAUACGCCAAGUAAAGUACGCAGACGGAUAUGUGUUUUGAUAGCAAACUCUCCGGUACAAGAAGAGGUUGAGAGCGCCGAUAGUCUUGAUCAAGAAAAGAAAUGUGAUCAGUCAGACAACAAAAGUGAAGUACACAAUACUAAUGUGGAUGAAACAAUGCAUGAUAAGAAAAGUUUGGCAAUUCCCAGUGAAGUCUCCAUGGAUAGUUUGACUGCUGCGGAAAGUAAAGAUCCUUCGACUGCUGGAGAAAGUAAAGAUACUUCGACUGCUGGAAUAGGAAAGGAACAGGACGAGAAGAGUGAAGCUGAAUGUGAUCUCGUUCUAGUAGACAAACAAGCAUGGUUAGCUGCGAAGAGCAUGAAAAUGGCGAUACAGGAGGAAUCGUCCGACUAUGACUCGGACGAUACCGUGAUAAAAAAGAGCAAACUGGAUGCGGCACGAGCGAAUUCCAAUAGAAACUUGAGCAUAAUAAACGAAGAAAUGUCGACGGAUGUGGAGAUGAAAGUAAUCGAAAGGGCAUCUCUGCAUAAAUCUUCGAACAGUACAUCGUUGAAGCAGGAUGACAAAAACGCGCAAGAUGUUUCCAUGGGUGAAUGCCAAGUAGACAUACCGCAUGAGGAAUCGGACACGAACGGAAUGGAAAUAUCGCAGGAGAGACGUUCCCUGAGCAAAUCACGUAACCAAGAUACAACGGAGGAGAGAUCUGAGAAGAAGAAAAAAAAGAAGAGUUUGUCAAAUAGAGAUGACAGUAAAAUAGAGGAACAAGCAUGCUUAAAUCGUUCGACAGAGAAGGAGUUAAAAGCUUUCGCCAACUUAUUGGAAAAUGUAUUUGAUGACGAAAGCAGCGACAGCGAGACCAUUAUACCAGCUAUGGAAUUAGGAUUUGAGAAUUGUUCCAUGGUCACACGAGCGGGAUCAAUUGCCAUUGAUUCGGAUGGUAGCGGAAAGCUUAACGACACGUCAACAACGUCGCAUUCUAACAUUGUGUCUAGUUUCCUAUUCGCAGAAGUGGAUAACGAUGAAGACAACGAUAAUGGCACCGAUAAGGACAGCAGUGUGAAUUCCGAUGUUAGAAAAGAAUACAAUCUGGAUGGGACGGAACAGAAAUUCGAUGAUGAUAAUGUACCCCACGAUGAAUGCAGAGCUUCAGAAUCGGAAUAUUCGGAUCCCAACGACAACGGUUCAGAUCUUAUAGAUUUUAUAGUCAACGAUGAUAAAGUGGAGAAUGAGGAAAAAGAAGAAGAAGAAGAUGAGGAGCAAGAAAAGAAUUAUGAAGAACAAGAAGAAAUGAAUGAUGAAGAUAACCAAACCGAAGAGGAAGACACUAUCUUCCUCUUGAAUUGUGAGAUUGGAGAAGAGGAGAAGAGAGUAGAUACUAAAAACAAAGACCGAGAAAAGACUAGAGCAAAGGUAAACGAAUAUACAAUGAUCGAAAAUGAGGAUGCGGAUGAUGAACAUUCUGAAGUGGAAAUACAUCCCUGUGAUAAUAUCGAUGAGAGUAGCGAUGACAACAAUCAAUUGCCAGAGAAAAUCGGCGAAAAUAAAAAGAAUGACUCCGUUGAAAUUAUUUCUUCUCGCAAUAGUGAAACGAAAAAGGAACAAAUCACCGACCCGAAGAAAUCUUGUGCGACGAAAAAUGAAGAAACCAUUCUGUUGGAUACGUCUGAUCCGAACGUAUCCGUAUUUGAUAAGAGCAAGAAAACCCACGUGGCGAAGCGUGAAGAAACCAUCUCAUUGAUUUCAUCGGAGUCACCAUCGUCGAUUAAAAGAAAAAGAAAGUCACUUUUACGAUGUUCUGGGAAGGAUGGAAGGGAACAGGAUUCGCUAAAGCUGGACGAGUCUGCGAAGAGUCGGUUUUCAAGAAAAUUAUCGAGAUUGCAUUCACCAAUGGACUGCAGUACACCAAAGCUUAAUUCUUCGAAACAACUUGAGUUUAAUAUUGAGACACCUAAAACAGUGGAAAAGACUCAGGAAAGUAAAGUUGAAUUAGAUAAAAGUCAAACUAGUACUUCAUCUAAGAAAAGCAAGUCGAAGGACUCUACUACGAAAAAGAAUACCAGUUUAACGGACACUUUCCAUCAAGAUAAGCGUUUCGUGGAAAGACCAUUAAAUAGCAGUCUCCCAUCUGAUUUAAUAGAAAUAAUAGAAAAAGCAAAUUCUUCGAAACCAACAACAGUUUCCAAAUCAGCUGAACUACGCAAAUCUAUGAGUCUUACUCAUACCGAGACGCCUAGAAUAAGACAUCUAAGAAAGGAAAAGUUAAAUGAAAGCGCACCAGCAUCAAAAUUACAUGUGGAAGCCGAUCAGUCGAAGGAAUCGAAGGACGAAUUGCUAACUACGGAAGAGAAGGAGGAUGUAGCAAAAACGAAAAUAAAGAAAAAAAGUAAGGAGAAUGUUCCUAACGUGGAUUCGUCUCGCGAUAUUACGCGAAAACGGAAAAGACAACAAGCAGAAGAAACAUUCAAGGAGAAUAUCACUGAUAAGGUUUUGUCUGAAGACACUAUGGAAUUAAAAGCUUCUCCAAAACAAAAACGUGUCAAAUUUAGUGAAUCACUAACUGUAAAAGAUGACAUCUGCAAAGGUACAUCUGAGAUCAAUGAGACAAAGAAAGAAAAGAAGACAAAGAAGAAACUAGUCAGUGUAAGUGGACAAUGUGAAAACAUAAAGGAAGCUGAGUCAUACCAAAAUGAGAAUGUUCCUAACUUGGAGCCGUCUAGCGAUAAUAUUACGCGAAAACGGAAAAGACAGAGAAAACAAGCAGAAGAAACGUUGAAGGAGAAUAUCACUGAUAAGGUUUUGUCUGAAGACACUAUGGAAUUAGAAGCUUCUCCAAAACAAAAACGUGUCAAAUUUAGUGAAUCACUAACUGUAAAAGAUGACAUCUGCAAAGGUACAUCUGAGAUCAAUGAGACAAAGAAAGAAAAGAAGAAAAAGAAGAAACUAGUCAAUGUAAGUGAACAAUGUGAAAACGUGAAGGAAACCGACACAUAUCAAAAUGAGAAUGUUCCUAACUUGGAGUCGUCUAGCGAUAAUACUGCGCGAAAACGGAAGAGACAGAGAAAGCACAAGAGACAAGCAGAAGAAACAUUGGACAAGCAUAUCAUUGAUAGAGCUUUCAAGAAGAGACGAUUUUUGUCACACGAGAGACGGCGAUUUUUCUCAUACGAGAGACCGAUGGCGUCGCCGCAGCCACACAAUUCCAAGUCGAAGAGUGCAAAGAACAUCGGUGUCCAACCAAACACUUCUGGUAGCACUACGCAGUUCAACGUGAUAAACUUACAAACACUAUAGAAGCAACCGCCAAAAUAAUCAACCGCAGUGGCCUCAUUUAGGCAGCGAAUGCUUGCCAGAAAUAAAUGAGUACCUGUUUUGAUUUAUACGAUGUACAAGCAACGGCAGAUAUGCCUCCCGUGUAUCCGUGUGACGCACACAAUGACCGACUCCGCCGCAGAUAGCACGAUCGCGAUAAAGAAUAUUUUUCAAUAUAUGUACAUAUAUUAUAUAUUCUUAUAUAUAUUAAAUAAGAAUAUAUAUAUUCUUAUAUAUAUUAAAUAUAUCAUAUAUAUAUAUUGAAAAAUGUUCUUUAUCGUGAUCGUGCUAUCUGCCGUUACUGACCCGUUACUCAUUACCGACCCUUACUGAUAGGCGAAGUCGGUCAUUGUGUGCGUCACACGGAUAUACGGAAGGCAUAUCUGCCGUUGCUUGUACCUCGAGCAGAAAACAUUAUCGCAUAAUAAUAAUGGAAAUUCUCCUAAUGCGUUUUAGCUACAUGUCUUAUGUUUGUAUGAUGUGUAUAAAAUUCACAAUGUUAUUUAUUAAAAAGUAUUUAUUAAAAACAUUAAAAA